UGUUGUAGCGUUUAUUCUCAAGAUGAAGUUUGAGAAUGUUCUGGCAGUGGUGGACGGCUUUGGGAGAUUCCAACAAAUGAUAAUCCUCAUGAGUGUAAUACCUCGUAUGACUUUGCCUUUUCACUUUUUGCUGAAUAAUUUUGUCGCAAUUAUUCCCUCUCACCACUGCGACAUCAGCUCUCUGGAUGAUGGAGGAUAUUUUGGGAAUUUAUCCCAGGAAGAGAGGCUUAUUGUUGGUAUUCCAGUCCAGGAGGAUGGGACUCCAAACUCCUGUCAGAUGUUUGCAGAGCCUCAGUAUCAUCUGCUGCUGAACUCCUCCAGCAUGACUGAACUACCAACAGUGCCGUGCCAAAAUGGAUGGGUGUACGAUACUUUCAGGUCUUCUCUGGCCACUGAGUGGGAUCUGGUUUGUGAUCAAAGAAAAAUGAACACAGUCACAGCCACUAUCUUCUUCUUGGGGGUCAUGUUUGGAGCAGCAGCGUUUGGCUAUAUUAGUGACAGGUUUGGCAGGAAAAACUCUCUUCUGGUGUCCUAUGUGACAACGAGUCUCUUUGGAUUUACAAGCGCUCUCUCAUAUAAUUUCACCAUGUUUGCUGUCAUGAGGUUCCUGACAGGAUUUGGAAUUGCCGGAAUAAGUAUAACCAGCAUCGUCCUUUGUAUUGAAUGGGUGGACAUCAAGCAUCGAACUAAAAUUGGUGUCUUAAUGAGUCUGGACUGGAGUAUUUUUACGGCUCUGCUUCCUGUUAUGGCCUAUUUUGUGAAUGACUGGAGGGUCCUCACUGCCAUAGCAACCUCCCCGCUGAUUCUGGCAAUGAUUUCUUGGUGGUGGCUCCCUGAGUCUGCCAGAUGGCUGAUAAGUAAUGGAAAGGUAGAAGCUGCUCAUUUUUACUUGAGAAAGUGUGCAAAAGUGAACGGCAGAGAGCAGUUCAUGGCUGACUUAAAGCCCGAGAGUCUGUCGAAGGUAAUACUUGUGGAAAAUGAAAACAGAACAUAUUCCUAUUUGGACCUUGUGAGGACCCCCAGAAUGAGGAGACUGGCUAUACUCACUGCCAUUGUCUGGUUUGGAGUGGCCUGCCCGUAUUACGGAAUCAUUUUCAAUGUCUCUGGAUUUGGUUUGAACAUCUAUAUCACACAGUUGAUCUACGGCUUGAUUGAACUUCCAGCCAAAGCAUUAAUCUAUUUUGCUAUGAACAAAGUAGGCCGAAGGUCGAGUCAGGGUGGAGCGCUUGUUCUGACUGGACUGUGUAUAUUUUGCAACAUGUUUGUCCCUCAAGAUAUGGGGCUCUUUCGGACAGCUGUGGGAGCUUUGGGCAAGAUGUUUUCAGAGGCAUCUUUCACAUGUGUAUAUCUGUACACAACAGAGCUUUACCCCACAGUAAUGAGGCAAAAUGGAUUGGGGUACAGCUCCUUCAUGGGCCGUGUAGGCGUGUCUGUUUCUCCCCUCAUCAUCCUCCUUGAAGAAGUGUGGAGCCAUUUACCGAGUACCAUAUUCUCUCUGGUGGCGGUCACUGUAGGGCUGACAUGUUAUUUUCUUCCUGAGACACAAAACAUCCGUUUACCAGAGACCAUUGAAGAGGUGGAAAACCCAAGAAGGAGAUCAAUCUCCGCAUCUGAUGAAAAAUCACAACCCUGAACAAGUGCAAACAAAGGCCCAAAGUUGCCGGGCAUAUAAGUGUUGGUAGUAUGUUUUUGAAGUGGUUUCUUUUGAAUAAUCGCAACCUAUAUAUCUUUCUUAAAAAUAAUAUUUUAAUAAAUGUGCUGUGUUUAAGAAUCCCACACAGGAUAAUAUAAAUUAAACAAGCCAGAUUCUCAGAGGCAAGGCGUGGCAGGAUAUGUUUGUCUGCAGGUGCAAUAGUUAGACAGUCUGUGAGAACGGAUAUGAAGGGUUAGAGUUGUCAACUGCCAUGUGGUCUCCAUUGUUCCCACAAAUUCAUCCAUCUUUCCAAAAUAGCAUUCACUGUUUUAUAUGAUAUGCACAACUCAUACAUUUUUUGCUAAACGCUAUACUCGUUUUUUCAUUCCUGAAUAACUAAUAAGUGUGAUGGAAACUUCUGGAUUAAUGGAGACGAAACUCUGAGAGACACAGGGAGAGCUGGAGCUUUGAUGGCAAACACUGAAGGUUUAUUAUGAAGUUAACGGCCGGAGAACUGACAAGACAUGUGCUGCAGCCACGAGGUGACACAGCAGUAGCCAAACCAAUUCUGAAGAUCUCCACCUCAGACCCAUGUAUUUAGCUGGUUCUGAGAGAAUAAUCAACUUUGUGCAUAACAAGAUAAAACAGGCAAAGCACUAUAACACCUCUAUCAGCUGACGCCAACAGGCAGGAAUAAGGAGACAAAACACUGAGAGCACAGCACCUAAGGUUGCAAGCCUGUGCUCAGUGAGGGCAGUACAAACUGAUAAACUGGGUCAAAGGAAAAUAUUUCCCCAACAAUAAGUAGUAAACAAAUAUUUAAUUGAUAAAGAAUUUGAUUAUGUUGCAUGUGUGUGAAAAAUAUUAAGGUCACUUUAUUAUUUUUGAUAGUCCUUUAUGUGUAAUCACUCUAUAUCAUCAAAUGAAGGUAUAAAAUG
Molecule: messenger RNA, 2571 nt
Organism: Trematomus bernacchii (emerald rockcod)
Lineage: Eukaryota; Metazoa; Chordata; Actinopteri; Perciformes; Nototheniidae
Product: solute carrier family 22 member 7-like
Exons: 10
Coding region: 23-1633 (536 amino acids)
Biological process (GO): transmembrane transport
Cellular component (GO): membrane
Molecular function (GO): transmembrane transporter activity
Source: RefSeq, a predicted model, not a curated record